AUGGGCCGAGUUGAGUGUCUAGGUGGCUUAGCUCCUACAUAUGUCGACUUCGGCCAUGAACCCAAUCUUGAAUCAAGAUCUUAUUUUGACGACCCCGACCCCGACUACGAUGACGACCUUGACCCCGACUCCGAUGACGACCCUGACCCCGAAUCUGUCUCUGAUUCACACCCAGAUCCCGACUUCGACUCUGAAUUCGACUCCGACUCUGACCCCGACUCAAGCUUAGAUCCCAAUCCUUAG
Molecule: messenger RNA, 243 nt
Organism: Prunus armeniaca (apricot)
Lineage: Eukaryota; Viridiplantae; Streptophyta; Magnoliopsida; Rosales; Rosaceae
Source: the annotation of a GenBank genome assembly